Messenger RNA from Chlamydomonas reinhardtii, 2851 nucleotides. RefSeq lists its product as uncharacterized. The coding region runs from base 73 to 1956 and encodes 627 amino acids. The transcript is spliced from 22 exons. Gene Ontology annotation, cellular component: membrane. NCBI's taxonomy places the organism in Eukaryota, Viridiplantae, Chlorophyta, Chlorophyceae, Chlamydomonadales, Chlamydomonadaceae. Gene Ontology annotation, molecular function: transmembrane transporter activity. Gene Ontology annotation, biological process: amino acid transport; transmembrane transport. The record is from RefSeq and is a predicted model, not a curated record.
GUAGAACCGUGAACUUUAGGGCUUCGUUGUGUUGCGUGCGUUCCUGGCCGCAGAGUUCUGCAGAUAUAUCAAAUGGCGGUCGAAAGGUCGCCUAGCAGCCGGGCGCCUGGAGGCGCUUUGCUGGUCGCUGCCGACAACGAAGAAGCGAAGAAGUAUGAGGAGUCACGAUUGGCUCAGAUGGGGUACAAGCAGGUGCUACACAGAGGCUUUCGGUGGUUCACGAACGUCGCGGUCACUGUUUCCUCGAUGAGCGUGCUGCUUUCCAUUACAGGGUCAUUUGCCACAGGCCUAGCCUAUGGCGGGCCGGUGGUGUGUUUAUGGGGAUGGUUCCUGGUGUCAUUCUUCAGCCUGUGCGUGGCGCUUGGCAUGGCCGAGCUGGCCAGCGCCUACCCGACCUCCGGCGGCAUGUAUUACUGGGCGUUCCAGCUGCUGCCGCCGUCCGUGGGCCCCUUGGUAUGCUGGGUCACCGACGCGACGAUACCUCCGCGCCCCCAUGGCAAUGACUGCACGCCCGGCCCUGCUCUGUUCCUGCCCUGUGCUCCGGUGCCACGGCACACGCCAGGCUGGCUGAACCUGCUGGGUCAGUUUGCCUCGCUGGCUUCCACGCAUUACUUCAUGGCCUACAUCAUCUCCACCAUUGCCCUGUUGGCAACCGGCACAGCCACGCCGCCGGCGGAUGAGCAAGUGGAUGAAAACGGUGAUCUACUGGAUUACGCUGACAUGCCGGCCGGCCCGGGCUGGGUGCCUAAGAGCGGCAAGGUAUUCUUCGGCAUCUACACAGCCUGCCUGUUCACCACGGCCGUCAUCAACUCGCUGCGCUUCGAGCACGUGGGAUUUAUCACCGAGAUCGGCGCAUGGUGGACCAUCAUUGGUGUUACCAUCGUCAUCAUCGCAAUCCCCUGCAUCACGGUGGAGCAUGCCACGACCGAGUGGGUGUUCCGCAAAUUCGAGGGCGAGCUGGCCAGUAGCUGGGGCAUCCCUAACGCCUUCUAUACGUUCAUUCUGGGGCUGCUGCUGCCCGCCUACUCGUUCACCGGCUAUGACGGCCCGGCGCACAUGAGCGAGGAGUCCACCAACGCCUCCAUGGCUGCGCCCUGGGGCAUCCUGCUGGGUGUGGUGUUCAUGAUCUUCGUGGGCUGGGCCUGGGUGCUGUCGCUGCUGUUCUGCGUCACCGACUACCUGCAGGUGCUGGGGGAGGGCGACGUGCCCAGCGAGGCGGGCGGCGACGCAGUGGCGCAGAUCUUCUGGAAUGCCUUCAAGCAGCGCACCGGCAGCGGCACCGGCGGCAUCAUCAUGCUGAUGAUCCCGCUGGGCGGCAUUUACUUCUGCGCCCACAGCACCCUCACCUACGUCAGCCGCAUCCUGUUUGCCUACUCUCGCGACAAGGCCGUGCCGCUGGCGUGGCUGUGGAUCAAGUACAACAAGACCGUCAAGGGGCCGCUCAUCGCGGUGUGGGGCACUGCCUUCGCCGCGUGGCUGCUGGGGCUGCCCAUGCUGGGCUCUGAGCAAGCUUUCACCGCCAUCAUCUCUCUGUCCACCAUCGCGCUCAACAUUGCCUACGUCGUCCCCACCACCCUGCGCAUCAUGCCGUGGGGCGCUGCGCGCUUCAAGCCUGGUCCCUUCCACCUGGGCUGGUGGGCCUACCCCAUCGGCGUUCUCGCCACGGGCUGGGUGAUCUUCAUUGUGGUGGUGUUCUCACUGCCGACGGAGUACCCGACGAACUCCCAGAACCUCAACUACGCCGGUGUGACGCUGCUGGCCACAUUCGCGCUGUCGCUCAUCUGGUACUACUUCCCUUUCUACGGCGCGUACAAGUGGUUCAAGGGUCCCGUGAGCACGAUGGGCGAUUUCAGUGACGACGACGCGCCCGGCAGCAACUCCAACGGCUCCGUGGCGGAGGGCGAUUUGGCCAAGCCCGACCCCGCCGCGGCAGACGCCGCCACUGUGCGCGUGUAAGCAGGUGAUCAUGGUUGUUCCGACAGCUGCCGCCGAAACGUGUCACGGAAUUGCGUGUGCAUCAUGUGACGUAGAGGAGCCUGAGACCCUGGACGUGCUGCGUGGAGCCUGGUCGUGUUGCAGCUGCGUCCAACCCAUCAGCCGCCAACGCACCGUGUUUGUGGCGUGUGGUACUUGCCAACAUGAGGACAGGGGGGCACGGUGGGAUCCAAUAUGCUGCUUGAUGUAUGAUUGUCAACUCGGUUUGCAGUCGAAAGGUGACCGAGCAGGCGUAGGCAAAUGGUGGUAAUGCCUAUGUGGGGGCGGGGGGAGUUUGUAUGGUCGUGUGGGACGUAUGGGAAUGCACUGUGCAGUGUACAGAACGGAAUCUUGUCUGGUGUCACGGCAUGUGAACGGCGGCUUGGCAAUUCGAUGCUGUGGGAUUAUGCAUGGCAGUAUCGGAUGCCUCUGGGCCACGGUACCGUGUAGUGUUACUGCUGCAGUAAGCGAGGGUUCGUGACUUCACGAGAUUGGAUCCAGUUGAACACCUCAGCCUGCACACGGCAGCAUCCAUACAUUAUAGGCCAGGGCAUGCUAUGGGCACUCAAUCGAUGACUGCAAGCACCAAGUACCACAAAGCACGCAGCAAGCCGUACCGCAUACCUCAAUGGUUGGCUUACACUCGACAUCAUGUGUUUAUGCGCUGUUCAGUCUGUGAUGAGAAUAAGCCAAUGGACGAUGCGAGAGCGCAUGCGCGCCUCCAGUACUUGCAUUGUGUAGGAUGGCCGUGCAUGGGUGAUGCGUCGUGUGCCAUUGUGGAGACGUGUUAGCUACGGUUCGAUGCUGUACGGUAGCAAGGUCUGUACACCGUCAACACUCCGGGCGUUUCUUGAACCGCUUGUAACGUCAGAUGUUG